UGGGUUCCUGAGGCAGAGGAGCAAGGCAUUCACGAAUUUUAUGUGAAGAAGAGGUCCUACUAGUGCAGACAGGCAGAGGGGUGGAAGCUGUGGGUCAGAGCAGGGUACCCCAGGGGCUCAGAGAAGGCCAAGUAGUGGGGAAGAGGCUUGUGUGUAACCUGAAGGAAGCCUUGUAUGUUUUAUUUAAAGCAAUGGGCUUGUAUAGUUUGCUGGAGGGAAGGACAGGGGGACACACAGGAAAGCCUGGGAGGUGCUUUAGAUCCUGAGCCCUAUCCAGGGCAGGCUCCAGGCUGAGAGAGCUAGGGCCUGAGCCUCAACAGUGAGAAAGGGACAGGGCUAAGCUGGUCCAAGAUGAGCUCUGGUUUGCCUUUUGGAUAGAUUCUGUGGGAACCAGAGGACAGUUUAACUCUCUCUCACUGAAGGUGUUUGUGUUUCUGUACAAAUUAUGCAUAGCUUUUGAGAGAUCACAGUCAGUAUUUCAUUUAUGGAUGUUUUCCCAGGAGAGGUGCAGGAGCAGGUUUCAGUCUUGGUUUAACUGCUUUGCAACUGAAUGUUUCAAUUACAGUAGAGAAGAGAAACUGCUGAUGAAACUUUUGGAAUACCAGCACUGCUCCCCUUGGAAGAUCGGUACUGCAUCUGGGUGCCACGGAAAGACUUCGAGAAUGGAGAUGUGGCUGUUUGUUGUAGCGCUAUGUCUGACGCAAGGAUCUGGCAGUUCCAAAGUUAACGAAGGAAAAUGUCACGUGAAUCCUGAACAGUUUAUGACUAUUAGUGAGAUGAUCAGUUCCAAAGGAUACCCCAAUGAGGACUACGAAGUUCUGACAGAUGAUGGCUAUUACCUUGGCCUGAACAGAAUCCCUCAUGGUAGAGAGAAUCCGGAGAGCACAGGUCCUAGGCCUGCUGUGUUGUUGCAGCAUGGCUUGGUUUUAGAUGGUAGCAGUUGGGUUGCUAAUCUUCCUCAUAACAGCCUGGGCUUCAUGCUAGCAGAUGCUGGCUAUGAUGUUUGGCUGGGAAACAGCAGAGGCAACAGCUGGUCUCGAAGGCACCAGAAUCUUUCUGUUGAUCACGAGGCAUUUUGGGAUUUCAGUUUUCAUGAAAUGGCCAUCUAUGAUCUUCCCGCCAUGAUUAACUUUAUUCUGCACAAGACUGGACAGGAGAAAAUAUUUUAUGGUGGCCAUUCUCAGGGCAGUGUUAUAGGUUUCAUAGCAUUUUCAAUGAUGCCACAGCUGGCUCAAAAAGUCAAAAUGCUUUUUGUGUUGGGUCCUGCAUACACAUUGCGCUACAGCAAAAGUCUUUUAUUACACCUCUUAGAACUUCCUGAUGUGAUGCUGAAGCUAAUAUUUGGCAAGAAAGAACUGUGUCUACUGAAUAAGAGGUUGAGAGCAUUUACUGCCAAGAUGUGCAGCAGUCCUUUAAUAGACAGACUUUGUGCCCAAUUCCUUUUCCUGAAUGGUGGAUUUAAUAAGAAGAAUUUAAAUGUGAGCCGGACAGAUGUGUACAUGUCAAAGUUUCCAGACUAUACAUCUGUAAAAAAUAUUCUUCACUGGGGUCAGAACAAAAAAACAGGAGAAUUCAAAUACUUUGACUAUGGCUGUAAGAACAAGGAGAAAUACAACCAGACCACCCCUCCCUUGUACAAGAUAGAAGAUAUGAUUGUGCCUACGGCGCUGUGGAGUGGUGGCCAGGACUGGGUUUGCCCCUCCAAGGACCUCUCCCUUCUUCUACAUCGAAUUACCAAUUUAGUUCACUACAAGAAUUUUCCUGAUUGGGACCACUGGGACUUCAUUUGGGGACUGGAUGCAGCUCAGCGCAUGUAUAGUGAAGUCCUUUAUCUGAUGGAGAGGUAUCGGUGAAAGAGGUUUUCUGCUCUUAAAUUAAGAAUUAAUUGUAUUCCUAUAAUUUUUGUUUGUCUGGUUGUUUUUGUAUUUGUUGGGAGUUGUGGUUUCCAGGCUACAUUUUUCAGGAACCACUUGGCAAUAGAGCAAUGAGCUUUCUGAAGGUAAGUCUUGCAUUCAAGUGUCUUGCAUCUCCUGGACUCCUUCCAUUAAAUAGAGAUCUAUGGAGUGCACAGGUCUAGGCUGCAUAUGUACCUUUUAUUACCUAAUCCUCAGCACCUUACAACCUGUGAUUUGUGCUCCUGCUGCUGCAACUGACAAAUCCUUCAUUUUGCCCAUGCAAGGUAUAUUUGUGCUGUGCUCUGUUAAAGUGAUACAUGCAUAAAUGGCUCCAGCAUUUAGUGCUACUGAUUGAAGCAACUAUUGCUCAGCUGUCCUUAGUGUGUAUGAAAUGCGUUCCUUCUGGGAAGAAGCAAUGUGCCUGAGAUACUAAGCUAAAUAAUUAUUUGUGUUUGUGGAACAUAUUCAGUAAUUGCACCAGAAACAAUUUAGGAGAUAAUUGGAGAGAACAGGCAUCUUCCAUAACCAAAGCUGCUAAAAAGGCAAGUCCUGGCCAGACUUCUUGGUUUGUGAAUGACCCUCCUGGCUGCAGUGUUCAUGGAUAGUUGUACCAUGUAUGUUCAACAGGGCUGAAUACUUGGUGGACAGACUGUAGCUGUGACAGCAUCAUGUGUCAUCAGCAUUUAGGGACUUUUUCCCUAUUGGCACAAUAGUUUUCUUAUCAAUCGGGCCAGGGAACUUCAACUUUGAACACUAGCCUGCUCAGAAACUGACCACUGUGGACUGAGAUUUAGAACCUAGCAUUUCCCUAGCAUGUGAGCAAAAAGGAGGCUGAAGGAUCUGCUGACAGGGAUAGUUCUUUAAGUAAUGGAUGGGGCAUUCCCCUGCCCUUGUACAUGGGAGCCUUCCCAAAGUCAAGGAAGGUGGAAGCCCAGGAGCAGUUUUGAAACAAACGUGAUGGGAAUUUUGUUGAGAAGCUUGCUGUUUUCCCAAGAUCUGAACUCAUAAUAUGCCCAAUAGGGUCAAAGUCUGUGGGUUUAACAAUGACUUCACAAAACCUGUGUUCAUUCCUUGUGCCAUGCUGUGGGGAGGAGGGGUGGUUACCAUUCUUCUGCAUUAUAGUGAGUAUAUCGAAUUUCUUAGGAAUUUGCUGUGGCUCUGACUGCUCAAACACAUUCUUUUGCUUUCCUAUACGUUGACCUCUAGUCCAUGACCAACAGUUCUUUGUUGUUAAUAGACUCUAUUAAAAGUGUAAAGCUUCUAUGGAUACUUUGGUUGUCAUUAAAGGAAAAUGACCUGUG
Molecule: messenger RNA, 3196 nt
Organism: Alligator mississippiensis (American alligator)
Lineage: Eukaryota; Metazoa; Chordata; Crocodylia; Alligatoridae
Product: putative lysosomal acid lipase/cholesteryl ester hydrolase
Exons: 11
Coding region: 489-1853 (454 amino acids)
Molecular function (GO): hydrolase activity, acting on ester bonds
Source: RefSeq, a predicted model, not a curated record